This is a messenger RNA of Manihot esculenta (cassava), 2003 nucleotides long. RefSeq names its product protein trichome berefringence-like 7. The record is from RefSeq and is a predicted model, not a curated record. Bases 479 to 1741 code for a protein of 420 amino acids. Gene Ontology annotation, cellular component: Golgi apparatus. Gene Ontology annotation, molecular function: O-acetyltransferase activity. Lineage: Eukaryota; Viridiplantae; Streptophyta; Magnoliopsida; Malpighiales; Euphorbiaceae. The transcript is spliced from 3 exons.
CUUCAGCCUUUUGGUGAAGUCCAUAGAGAUCAAUCAGGAACCAAUCCUGACCUUUGAUCUAUAUCUGCUGUUGCUCUCGAAAUGACCAAACUGACCUUGUCCCUUUACCAUCACCUUCUUUGAGCUGCUGCCGCUGCUGCUGCUAGCAAUUCCACCCACAAGCUCUGGUUUCUCUCAAAACCCAGUUGUAGAAACAGUAAGUUCUGUCUUCUUUCAAUGGAAAAGUGCAAAGAGGGUAUUUUUCCUUCAAUUACUUCAGCUUAUGGUUUUGAAAGAUGCUCUCUUAGCUUUUGUUUUUGAACUUGACCUUUGAUUCAAGGAAUUGUUACUGAUCUGGUGGUGCUUAAAUAGGUAUCAGUGUUGGUUUCACUUCUGGAAGUCAUCUUUGAUUCCAUUUGCUUUGUGGGUUAGUUUUCACUUCUUUGAUUCAUCUAUGGUCACAGUAACAUUGAAGCUGUUUAUGGGUUACUAAAGAAAGAUGAUUCAGAUGGUAGAUGGUUUCAACCCAGGUGCAUUUCCUUUUUCCACGAGGUUUUUCAGUUUCGGCAAUGGAAUAAUAAAGCGUCACUGUAGAUUCUGGAUCUUUCCACCUUUCAAUGGGAUUAUUGCUGUUGCGUCAUUUUUAUCAUUUCUUUUAGCCAUAUCAUGUGCAUAUUUGUUUCUAUUCCCCAGAUUUCAGCCAGAUAUUCUUAGUUAUGAGAUUCCUGAGUCCAAUGGUUCAAUUAGUGCGUGCAAUUUUUUUAGAGGAAGUUGGAUCAAGGAUGAAAGUUACCCUCUAUAUAAUGCCUCACAAUGUCCUUUUGCUGAGGGUGGAUUUAAUUGCUUGGCUAAUGGGAGGAGAGAUAGAGGUUAUACAAAAUGGAGAUGGAAGCCAAAGAAUUGUGACAUCCCAAGAUUUAAUGUGCAUCAAAUUCUUGAAAAGCUGCGUGGCAAACGGAUUGUUUUUGUUGGUGAUUCAUUGAGUAGAACACAAUGGGAGUCUUUGAUAUGUAUGCUCAUGACUGGUGUGGAGGAUAAGAGGAGUGUUUAUGAAGUCAAUGGGAAUAAGAUCACUAAGCAAAUUAGAUUUUUAGGUGUAAGGUUUAGUUCAUAUAAUUUAAGAAUUGACUUUUACCGAUCAGUUUUCCUGGUGCAACCUGGUUCGACACCAAGGCGUGCGCCUAAGAGGGUUAAAUCAACACUUAAACUUGACAAGUUGGAUGAUAUUAGCAAUGAGUGGGUUGAUUCUGACGUGCUAAUAUUUAAUUCUGGACACUGGUGGAACCCAAGUAAACUUUUCGAAAUGGGCUGUUACUUUCAGAUCAAUGGAUCCCUGAAGCUUGGAAUGCCUAUAACUACUGCCUUCAAAACAGCAUUAAACACAUGGGCAUCCUGGGCUGAGACUACCAUCAAUACAAAUAAAACUAGUGUAUUCUUCCGGACCUUUGAAUCUUCCCAUUGGAGUGGCCGGAACCGUCUUUCUUGCAAAGUGACACGGCGGCCUUCAACAAAAACUGGAGGGAGAGACAGGAGCCCAGUUUCAGACAUAAUAAUGAAAGCUGUGAAGAAAAUGUCAGUUCCUGUAACAGUUCUACAUGUGACACCGAUGGGGGCAUUCCGGAGUGAUGCACAUGUAGGAACCUGGAGUGACAAUCCAUCUGUGCCUGAUUGCGGCCACUGGUGUCUCCCCGGAGUACCUGAUAUGUGGAAUGAAAUUUUCUUGUCAUAUCUGAUGUCCAAGAAUGAGCUCUCUGUUUCUUAAGAAGGAAGUCGCAAGUUUCCUUCUUAUUGUCCGCCCUCCGGUCCGACAUGUCUGAAUCCCUCUAGCUUUUCUUCACCUAAUUUUGGCUCAUACAAGAUUUACAGGACAGAAAAGCUCACCUGUGCAAUUUGGAUCCUAGAAUACUUCUUACAUAUAUUCUCCUUGUUAUCAUUGUUGUCAGCACUACGAAUUGUCCUUCACAUUGUUUUUUAUGCAAACAAAUGCAGAAAAGAACAUAAGAAUAAAAUUAAAUUAUUUCUCA